AUGGGUCGGCUCGACCGGAGUGAUACCACGGCCUCACAGAAAACCGGCGUGAAACAACCACAGCGUUGUGAUGAAGUUCUGGCCAUCAACGAUAAGGUGGUGCUCCGCGCAGAAGACCUGCUCUCCUGGAUGUGUGUUGGCACCGAGUGGCGUUGGGGGCUCCGGGCGGUAUGGCGCGGGGCCUGCGCCCCUCCCGCGGACAUGCCACGCCACGCCCCACUCGCGCACACCAAGCUGGACUUCAGUGAUGUUGAUAAUGAAAAGAGUACCAUAGAAGUGGAUGCUGACGCGCCAGGCGUGGUGGUGUUCUCCUACCCUCGCUACUGCCGGUACAGGGCGCUUAUAGCCCGGCUGGAGGGCAUCCAGGCAUCCUGGCUGAGAGACUCCCUGGUAGCCGCAUUGGGGGGGUACGCUGCACCCACUAAGAACACCAGGAUUUUGUACUGCAAGGACACAUUUGAGUACCCAGAGCUGGAAGGUCACGAGUUUGUCUGCAACCACUUGGCGCCCCGACUGAAGGGCAGGCCGCGGGGGCGCCGGCGACGCGCCACCACCCCUGACGACAGAGACCACGAUCCUGCAUCAGAUCGCUCCGAUUCUGAUGAUCAGAGACCGAACACCGCUUCUGAUCCACCGACCCCUCGCCGCCUCUCCCUCCGCAACGGCGCUGGUCCUCAAAGCGAGGAGGAGGAUGAGGACUACCGUCGCGUGGAACAGAGCCCUGAGGACCUCGCGUUCCUCCAUCAACUGAAGACCUUUUACAAGAGCCGCUGUGAAACCUUCAAGAAUGAUCGGAGCUUGAAGAAUUUAUCGCUCCGCGCGCUGUACGCGGGCGUGCAGUCCCGCGGCGGGUACGAGGCAGUCUGCCGCCUCCGACUCUGGAGGGAACUCGCGAGGGACCAGCCCGCCAGGACACGGAGGCACUACGAGAGAUUCCUCCUACCAUUCGAGAACCACGAACGGAACAACGGUUUCGCCCCCUCCUACAAACACAACGGGAAACUAGACGAGCCACACACCAUAGCCACCAUUGACGUCACAGACUCCCCCCUCAGAGACGAUGACGUCAAAAUCCUUCGCACUCCCUCACCUAAAAUCGAGCAACAUGACCAAUUCGACCAAUCCGACAAGUUAGGUAACGACCAGAAUGGUAACGGCAAGAAUGGUAAUGGUAACGACCAGAAUGGUAAACAGAAUGUCGAUUGUGAAACAGGAGAGAUUAAUACCAAAGAUGAAAUUAUAGUUAAAAACGCCGAAGAGUUGAACAGAGAGUUUCUCGAGUCUUUACCUAAGGAAGAGAAGAUGGUUAAAAUAUCAGUUAAACCGGUGGAAAAGUUAAUAGAACCGUCAGUUAAACUGUUGGAGGGCGACGUCAAGGUAGGGGAGGGACAGAAAGAGGGCAAAGACUUUACACAGAACUACCUGAAUGAUUUACAGAAAUACAGUAUGGGGGCGGAUUUGACCCGCGCGGCGCCUAUGAACGGACACCCCAGCCCAGCUCCUACCGAUUUGAAGUUAUCCCGUCCAGUGGGUCGCAGUUCCCUGCGCGCAGUGCGCGUCAAACCCACGCGACCACCCACACAUGCACCCACACACACACCGCCGGUCCCCGCGGCGGGCGACAGUUCGGGCGCGGGCCGGGGGCCGCGGACCAACUUCGGGAUACAACAUCCACACACGCAGUCCGCGCAGGAUGACGACAUCGUCGAGGUCCCAUACAAACCCAAAACACCAGAAAUCAUCGACUUGGAUGAAUAUCCUGAGAGCCCACAAGCUGUCAAGAAGAAGAAGCUAGACAUUCUCAAAGAAAGGGGUCUCGAAGUGACAGCCCUACCCCCCUGGCAGGGCGUCGCCCCCCACAUGAUGCCGCCCCCUAUGAUCCUGAACCCGACAGUACAGCAUCAGAUCAUGACGCAAGCACAGCUGUUCCAUAUGUACAACAUCAUACCUAAUUACGCCAACGGGGUCCAACCCCCCAAAGUGAUCCAAGCAUCCUCAAUAUUCGGUAACACGGGCCCCGAGAAAACCGUCUACGGGAACCCCAAGGACCCCUUCAUGCCGCCCCCACACGUACUACACGGAGCCCCGGUCAAGCCACUACGAGCGCCCCCCACGCAAACCACCCCCCAAGAUAUCCUAGACCUGACUUGCAAAUCCACAAGUCCGUCGCCCCCGAAGCCAGCUGUAGAGAUAGUAAGAGUCCCCCCAUCGCCAUCUCCGAACCACACACCUCAAAACUUGACUAAGAACUACACUCUAGUCGACGGGAAGGCCGUGGUGGGGUCCAACUUAGAAAUAACUUUAGUCAAUAAAGCGUCCAGUCCGGGGAAGAACAGGCCUCCGCAGAAACGUUCCAGUAAUGGCAAGUUCAUGUCUACGAAGACCCCGACUCCUCCAAAAGAGACUUACCCUAAGUAUACUUCUCCUGGCACGACUCAGAAGAAGCCAGCGAUAAACAUACCGAGCUACCAGGUCAGAGACGAUUCCCCCACAGGACAUGGCCAUCAUCAGGGUCAAAAUUUAGCGCAGCUUAUGGAGAUGCAGAAGAACUCUCUGCCAAUGACCUCGCUUAUGGAGCCCUACAUGGCCCUCUACAGCAGCCUAGGGCCCAUGGAUCAGCGCCAACUCGCGUACCUAAUGACCAAUCAGCUCCGGUACCCAUCUCUGCUUAACCUUGGUGUCGCUACGCCCACAACGAAGAACUAA
Spodoptera exigua (beet armyworm) is the source of this 2706-nucleotide messenger RNA. Lineage: Eukaryota; Metazoa; Arthropoda; Insecta; Lepidoptera; Noctuidae. The record is from the annotation of a GenBank genome assembly.